UUCCCGCGCGGCCUCGCUUCCGUUUCUCUCCUCAGUCCUGUCGUCUCCUUCCGCCUGGCCGUUUCCAGGGUAACUAGCCGCGCCGGUCGGAGACUCCUGUCGCCCGCCUCCCAGCGGGGGAGUCAGCCCGGCCCCCGCCCGGCCCUAAUUUUGUGGGAUUGAUUGGAGUCAGACAAUGUCCACUCCUCCUCUCGCUGGGGCAGGGAUGCCUCCUGGUGCUUUCUCAGGACCACAGGCUCAAGCAGCCCGGGAAGUGAACACAGCUUCUCUCUGUCGCAUUGGCCAAGAAACUGUGCAGGAUAUUGUAUUUCGGACAAUGGAAAUCUUUCAGCUACUGAGGAAUAUGCAGCUACCAAAUGGUGUUACUUAUCAUACUGGGACGUACCAAGACAGAUUAGCAAAGCUGCAAGAACAUCUCCGUCAGCUAUCAAUACUCUUCAGGAAACUGAGAUUAGUCUAUGACAAAUGCAAUGAAAACUGUGCAGGGCUAGAUCCUGUUCCCAUAGAGCAACUUAUUCCAUAUGUUGAAGACGAUGGAUCCAAGCAUGAUGAUCGUGGUGUUGCCAGCCAGCUUCGUUUUGCUAGUGAAGAAAGAAGGGAAAUCAUGGAAGUAAAUAAGAAACUGAAACAGAAGAAUCAGCAGCUGAAGCAAAUUAUGGAUCAAUUACGGAAUCUCAUUUGGGACAUAAAUGCCAUGUUGGCAAUGAGGAACUGAACUAUGAUACAAUUUAAGUUUUUUUUGUAAUUAUGAAAAUAGACUUUCUUUAUUUGUUUGAAAAUACAUAAUUUCUUUUUUCUAAAAAGCCAUUCAUUUUACCCUCUCCUAAUCCCACUGGUAGACAAAACUCCUUUAAUGUUACUAUGUGGUUUCUUUUGCGAUAUUUAAAUGUGUUGGUUCUGUUUGUGUAAACAAUUCAUCAUGUAAUUUGUACACACAAUAGAGACUCAUUUGUGUUUACUACAAUAAGCUUUGUAACCUGUAGUCAUAUUUUGGUUAGCAUUCCAAUUCCGCUGAUAUUUUUUUUUAAGCUGACUACAAAACUUGUGUUUUGAAAUAAAUUUCUCAAUGUUUAAACAAAUAAAGCUUUUGUUUAAAAUAUA
Mauremys mutica (yellowpond turtle) is the source of this 1101-nucleotide messenger RNA. RefSeq names its product mediator complex subunit 30 (gene MED30). Bases 176 to 715 code for a protein of 179 amino acids. Gene Ontology annotation, biological process: positive regulation of DNA-templated transcription. Gene Ontology annotation, cellular component: mediator complex. The record is from RefSeq and is a predicted model, not a curated record. The transcript has 5 exons. Gene Ontology annotation, molecular function: transcription coregulator activity. Lineage: Eukaryota; Metazoa; Chordata; Testudines; Geoemydidae.